AUAAAGUGCUAAAUAUUUAGGCCCUAAGAAAAAAUAAUAUAAAUAAACAUCCCGCCGUGACCAAUCGCCGGUGAGUAUCUCCAAAACCACGGCAAACGGCAAUUUUUUUUACCUUGUUCGGAAUUCUUCCGGCGGAGCAUCGCCGGAGAUAUUUGAAUACUGACACACUUGUUUUGAGCCUGUAGAAGAAUCAAAACUGAAAAAAAGCGAGGAAAGAGCAUUAACAGAGUAAUGGAUCGGUUAGUAGCAGCAAAGGAGCUAUCUUUUCGAAUAGGGUUUACUGGACACAGUGGUCACCUCACGAUCGAGCCUCUCCCUCCUGUUGAACGCGAUACUCCUCUCAAUUCUAUUCCUGACUUCAUUUUGCCACCUGCAUUUCCAAAGGAAACACCUGAUACAAUAAAGGAAUAUAUUAGGGAGAAGUAUCUAUUGCCUCAGCUAGAUGCAGACGAGUUUUCUCCCGAAAAAGUUGGAAGGCAGUGGGAGUUUGAUUGGUUUGAGAGAGCUAAAAUCCUUCCAGAUCCAUCUUUGCCUCGAUCUGUUGUUGUCCCUACAUGGGAAGUGCCUUUUAGACGUCAGCGGGACAGAUUGGAUAAUGGAAGAUGGGAACCAAAGUCAGAGGAGAGAGAUGUAUCAGAACUUACAAUUGGAGCUGAUGAUUCUGGGGCUCUACCGCGCAUUGUUGGACCACCAAAAGAUUUUGUUAGAGGAAGCAUUAACAGUCGUCCAUUUCGACCUGGUGGCUUGGAUGAUUCCCCUUCGUUGGGCAGAGUUGUUCCUGAUGGUGCUACAAACGGUGAAUGGGUAAGGGAGGUUCUUAAUGGCGGUCCUGCCCAAACCGCUCCUCCAAGCUUUAAGCAAGGACCUGAUCUUGGCGAUCUUAAGGAUACACAUUCAUGCUCUUGGAAUAUAUAUGAGGAUCAGAGUGCUGCUACGAACACAGUGGAGGUGAAACUGAGUGACUUAUCCGUGCAGUUUGAUGACUUGUUCAAGAAAGCUUGGCAAGAGGAUGUCACAGAGUUUGUUGGAGAUGGAAAUGGAGACGAGAUUGCACAUGUGCUUUAUGCUGAUGAUACCCUAUUGCAAUGUGAAGUAGACAGGGUGCAAGCUCUAUAUUUGAGGGUCAUUUUUUCGGUGUCCAAAGUUGUGCCAGGGCUGAAAUUUAACUUAUCCAAAGGUCAUACGUCUGAAUUGCAAUCUGAAGCGGAACAAUUGCCAUCUGUGAAGCCAGAGCUACUUCAGGUUGAAGCUGAAGUAAACAAGUCUGAAGUGGCUGACAAGGGUCUAGACACUGAGAUAUCUGUCUUGGAUGAGAUUUUGUCCGUUGAAGCAGAAGGAUCAAUAUCAAGAUUGGAUGUGGAUAAUGAUGGUGCACGUCAAGAGAAUGACGGAUGGGCUGUUACUGGUGGCGGUGAAGUAAUUGUAGAACGAUUUCAUGAUCUCAUCCCUGAUAUGGCUCUUACUUUCCCAUUUGAACUCGACCCCUUUCAAAAGGAGGCCAUCUAUCAUCUUGAAAAAGGGAACUCUGUCUUUGUUGCUGCUCAUACAUCUGCUGGGAAGACUGUUGUGGCUGAAUAUGCAUUUGCUUUGGCAGCUAAACAUUGUACCAGGGCUGUAUAUACAGCUCCAAUCAAAACAAUCAGCAAUCAGAAAUACAGGGAUUUUUGUGGGAAGUUUGAUGUUGGCCUUCUCACAGGUGAUAUAAGCAUAAGACCUGAGGCCUCUUGUCUUAUAAUGACCACUGAGAUAUUAAGGUCAAUGCUUUAUAGAGGGGCUGAUAUGAUUCGGGAUAUAGAAUGGGUUAUAUUUGAUGAAGUGCAUUAUGUCAAUGAUGUUGAAAGAGGUGUUGUUUGGGAAGAAGUUAUCAUUAUGCUCCCAAGACAUAUCAACUUUGUCCUCCUUUCAGCUACGGUACCCAACACAAUUGAAUUUGCAGACUGGAUUGGUCGUACAAAACAAAAGCAAAUUCGUGUUACUGGGACGACCAAAAGACCUGUCCCUUUGGAACAUUGUCUCUUCUAUUCUGGGGAGCUUUACAAAGUGUGUGAGAAUGAAGAGUUUCUGCCUCAUGGAUUUAGAGCAGCCAAAGAUGUACAUAAGAAGAAGACCACAAGUUCUGUCUCUGGCGGCGCCGGCUUGCGUCCUGGGUCUUCAACAGCUGCUGAUAAGGGUCGAGGGCAGAGGCGUGAUAGCUCUUCUCAGGCAAAGCAGCACAAGCAUUCUGGUCCCCAAAGAUUGGGGAAUUUUGGUGGUGGUUGGGGAACGCAAAGCACUGGGCCUGGACAGAAUGUUAUGGGGUUUAGGAGAUCAGAGGCGUCUUUGUGGUUGACGCUGAUUAAUAAACUCUUGAAGAAAUCACUGUUACCUGUGGUUAUAUUUUGUUUUUCGAAGAAUCGAUGUGACAAAUCAGCUGAUAACAUCCCUGGUACCGAUCUCACAAGUAGCUCUGAGAAAAGUGAAAUUAGGAUAUUCUGUGAUAAAGCAUUUUCGCGGCUUAAGGGAUCCGACAGAAACUUACCGCAGAUUGUCAGAAUUCAAAGCCUUCUCCACAGGGGCAUUGCUGUGCAUCAUGCAGGGCUCCUCCCAAUUGUCAAGGAAGUUGUAGAAAUGCUUUUUUGUCGAGGUUUGGUUAAGGUUCUGUUCUCGACAGAGACUUUUGCAAUGGGAGUUAAUGCUCCAGCCAGGACGGUUGUUUUUGAUUCUUUAAGAAAGUUUGAUGGCAAGGAAUUUAGGCAGCUACUUCCCGGAGAGUACACUCAGAUGGCUGGGCGUGCUGGAAGGAGAGGACUUGAUAAGACUGGUACAGUUGUGGUGAUGUGCCGAGAUGAGAUCCCUUUUGAAAAUGAUUUGAAGCAUGUAAUAGUUGGUACUGCGACUAGGCUUGAAUCUCAGUUUCGACUGACCUACAUCAUGAUUUUGCAUCUACUUCGGGUUGAAGAACUGAAGGUUGAGGACAUGCUGAAAAGAAGUUUUGCUGAAUUUCAUGCUCAGAAAAAACUACCUGAGCAACAACAACUCUUGAUGCGAAAGCUUGCUCAGCCUACAAAAUCUGUUGAAUGCAUAAAGGGUGAACCAGCAAUUGAGGAAUACUAUGACAUGUAUUUGGAGGCAGAGAAAUAUAGCCACCAAAUAGCAGAAGCAGUAAUGCAGUCGCCAGCUUCUCAGCAGUACCUUAGUCUUGGGAGAGCAGUGGUUGUAAAAUCACAAUCAGCUCAAGAUCACUUACUAGGCGUUGUGGUGAAGACACCUUCCUCUAACAACAGACAAUAUAUAGUUCUAGUUCUGACUCCAGAAUUGCCUUCAACUCUGGAAACUUCGUCAGAUAGAAGCAACAGGAAAGAUCAAAAAAAUUCUGAAAUGCAGAUACUAUUGCCUAAAUCAAGACGGGGUUAUGAUGAUGAGUAUUGUUCGUCAGUCACCUCCCGGAAGGGAUCUGGCGCUGUCAACAUCAAAUUGCCUCACCGCGGUAAUGCUGCCGGCAUGAAUUAUGAGGUUCGAGGAGUUGAUAACAAGGAUUUCUUGUAUAUAUGUGUGAAAAAGAUUAAGAUCGACCAAGUUCGGCUUCUUGAAGAUGUUAGUGCUGGGGCCUACUCUAACGCAAUACAACAGCUGCUCAGUUUGAAAUCUGAAGGAAAUAAGUAUCCUCCAGCCUUAGAUCCGGUUAAAGAUCUGAAGUUGAAGGACAUGAAUCUUGUGGAAGCAUACUACAAAUGGAAUAAUCUCUUGCAGAAAAUGGCACAGAAUAAGUGUCAUGGUUGUAUUAAAUUGGAUGAGCACAUGAAAUUGGCUAAAGAAUUAGAGCUGCACCGAGCGGAAGUGAAUGCUUUGAGGUUUGAAAUGUCAGAUGAGGCACUUCAGCAAAUGCCAGAUUUUCAGGGUCGGAUAGAUGUGUUAAAAGAAAUUGGCUGCAUAGAUGCUGAUCUUGUAGUUCAAAUCAAAGGUCGUGUUGCUUGCGAAAUGAAUUCCGUAGAGGAGCUGAUAUGCACAGAAUGUUUAUUUGAGAAUCAGCUUGAUGACCUGGAGCCAGAAGAGGCAGUGGCGAUCAUGUCUUCCUUUGUGUUUCAGCAAAAGGAGACUUCUGAAUCUUUCCUCACGCCAAAGCUUUCUCAGGCUAAAAAGAGAUUACAUGAAACUGCAAUAAGACUUGGGGAGCUUCAGGCUCAGUUUAAGCUGCCGAUUGACCCAAAGGAGUAUGCCCAAGAGAACCUUAAGUUUGGUUUGGUUGAAGUGGUAUAUGAAUGGGCAAAGGGGACCCCAUUUGCUGAGAUAUGUGAACUCACAGAUGUCCCUGAAGGUGUUAUAGUGAGGACUAUUGUUAGAUUAGACGAGACUUGUCGUGAAUUUAGAAAUGCUGCUGCAAUUAUGGGCAACUCUGCACUGUACAAGAAAAUGGAAACUGCAUCUAAUGUGAUCAAGCGCGAUAUCGUGUUUGCAGCUAGCUUAUAUAUUACCGGAGUUUGAUUAGGUCCGGAAGCCUUGAUUUCAUUUGCAAUUCUAAAGGACCUGACGAUACACAUGUUGUACACUAGAAUAUGUUCGCCAAGGUGUGGACUUUGAGCAAGGCUACCCUACAAUUUGGCUAAUUUGUACAGAAAUUCAAGUCUUUCAAAUGUACAUUUAGCAAUCGACAGUAGAUUACACCAUGAUUAGCACAGAGAGAUACAUAAACUUAAAGGAUUUACUGUAUGACAUUCUCUUAAAAUUUAGGUAUGAUUUUGAAGUUCUGCAUCUA
Messenger RNA from Solanum lycopersicum (tomato), 4732 nucleotides. Its product is annotated as DExH-box ATP-dependent RNA helicase DExH11. The record is from RefSeq and is a predicted model, not a curated record. Gene Ontology annotation, biological process: nuclear-transcribed mRNA catabolic process, 3'-5' exonucleolytic nonsense-mediated decay. Gene Ontology annotation, molecular function: RNA binding; ATP binding; RNA helicase activity. Gene Ontology annotation, cellular component: Ski complex. Lineage: Eukaryota; Viridiplantae; Streptophyta; Magnoliopsida; Solanales; Solanaceae.